Mustela erminea (ermine) is the source of this 5182-nucleotide messenger RNA. It is a transcript of the gene RAB7B, whose product is annotated as RAB7B, member RAS oncogene family. Gene Ontology annotation, molecular function: GTP binding; GTPase activity. The record is from RefSeq and is a predicted model, not a curated record. Gene Ontology annotation, cellular component: late endosome; lysosome; phagocytic vesicle. Gene Ontology annotation, biological process: endosome to lysosome transport; phagosome-lysosome fusion. NCBI's taxonomy places the organism in Eukaryota, Metazoa, Chordata, Mammalia, Carnivora, Mustelidae. The coding region runs from base 326 to 952 and encodes 208 amino acids. The transcript has 6 exons.
CUUCCCAUUCCACCCCACCCCCUCCACCCACGCAGCUGAGCUCACCCGGGGCGGCCUCUUUUGCAACUUUACCAAGUCUGUGCAUGAGAGGGAGAGGAGGAAAACAGAAGGAAGUCGCUUGGCCUCAACAAGCCAUUCUGAUCCAAAGCCUUUUUCCUCUGAACCGGCCGAGAUCUUUGCUCUAAGAGGAGACCCCCGGACUCAGAGAGAACGGCGCCUGCCCUCGGAGGCUGGAUGCUAAGCAGCCACAGCUGUGAGCGCCCUGGAAGUUCUUUUCGGUUCUUCUGUCUGUCCCAGCAACCCCCAGAGGCUCUGACAUCCCUCCAUGAAUCCCCGGAAGAAGGUGGACCUGAAGCUCAUCAUCAUCGGAGCCCUGGGUGUAGGAAAGACUUCCCUCCUCCACCAGUAUGUGCACAAGACAUUUUAUGAGGACUACCAGACCACGCUGGGGGCCAGCAUCCUCUCCAAGAUUAUCAUCCUGGACGACACAACUUUGAAGCUGCAGAUCUGGGACACAGGCGGACAGGAGCGGUUUCGCUCCAUGGUGUCCACAUUCUACAAAGGCUCCGACGGCUGCAUCCUGGCUUUUGAUGUCACCGACCUAGAGUCCUUUGAAGCGCUGGAUACCUGGCGGGGUGAUGUUCUGGCCAAAACUAUUCCAAUGGAGCCCUCCUACCCCAUGGUGGUACUGGGAAACAAGAUUGAUCUCGCAGACCGGCAGGUGCCCCAGGAGGUAGCCCAAGGCUGGUGUAAAGAGAAGGAUAUCCCCUACUUUGAAGUCAGUGCCAAGAAUGACAUCAAUGUGGUGCAAGCCUUCGAGAUGCUGGCCAGCCGGGCUCUGUCCAGGCUGUGCCUGCUCAUGCCGUUCCGCUGGAAAGCGGAGGAAUGUUGUCUGACCCUGUAUGGCGCUCUGAUUCUCCGCAAACACUGUGCAAUGGUUGCCAAAUGCUGAGUCACGGGGAAGCGCCAUCUGCCCACAGCCCGUGUCUGUGUGUGGCCGGCAUCCGCCCUUUCUGAAGAAGGAGUGUCCUUUAUUCUUAAAGUUACAUCUUUCUUGCUGUGUCCACUUUAUGAAGUUCUCUACUGAUGGUGGUGGUGGUGGUGGUGGUGGUGUGUUAAUAUCCUACCUGGUAAGAGAAUAGCAUAGCAAGCCCAGGUCAGUCCCUCAUGUCGAUGGUGGAAACUUACCAAUGAGAAGUCUGGAAGUCACAAAUACGGUGUCCACAGCAGGCUGACCUACAUUCGAAUCCCGCUCUGGUGCUUCCAAGUGGACCCCUGGGCAAGACAUGGGACUCUCUGGGCCUCAGUUUCCUCGUCUGUAAAAUGGAAAUAAUGCAAUCCCAGAAACAUUGAUUGAGUUCUCAGGCUAGGGCUGGAGCUAGGGACCUCAGGGGCUCUAAGGUCAGGUAGGGGAGUAAGACGUUCACAGACAGGCUGUCGUGGAGCUACGUGCCCCAGAGGGAGCAGGGUCAAGGCACAGAGAUGACUCAGUGCAGGCUGGCUGGUGGCAAGGGGGGGUGAGGAUGCUGUCUGCAAAAGCAGCAUGUGACCUGGGUGUUGAAAGACAAUACGCAGUUUGCUGGUGGACACGGGGGCGGGGGAGCGCAGGAGAAGGACGGAGAGAAGGGCAUGGCCAGAGGCCCAGGGACCAACCCACAGGGCUCACGUGAGGAACCAACUGUGGGUCGGUCUGUAGAAGGAAACAUGGCAUGACGGGAAGCAGGGGUGUGGUGCAAGCAAGGAAGAUCCCCAAGGUCAACAGCACGGAUCAUGAGGUCCUGGAGAGCCCCAACAGGGACUUAAAAUUCAUGCUGCGGGUGCGGGCUCUCCAGAUCACGCCACUGGACCCGAGGCAUGUGAGGGCUCACCCAGCACCUUGACACCCCACCAGGCGUGUCUUAUACUCAGAAACUGGAAGGAGAAAUAUUUUCACAUUAAAAUGAAACAAACAUAAUUACUAGAGCGUAGAAUCUAAAAUUCACGUGGACGUUUAAAGCGAAACUGGAGAUUGCACAUUUCUAGUUUAAGGUCAGACACGUUUUCAAAGACAUUUUCUACCAAGGGCUUUUCUCUCCUUCCCAGGGAGGAGGUGGAGGGAGUGAGAGAGAUAUGAGGGGUCGACGGGGAGGAAAGCCCCAGGCUGGGGCUCCGAAGCCCAGUGCAUCUGAUGUUAAGUCCAGACUCUACCUCUUAACUGUGUGUCCUAAAACAAGUCAUGCAGCCUCCAUCAGCCACCACUUCUGUCUCUUUAAAGUAAAAAUAAUAAUAUCUUCCUACUGGAGUUGUUGCAAGGGCCGAAGAAAGCAAUUCGUCGUAGAGAGACGGCACUGAACAGAGGGUAGCUGUUUUAACACCAGAGCUCUGCAUAAGGGUUUCCGCCAGGGGAGCUCCCUGCUUCGUGGAGGGCGGGCCCCAGGGGCAGAUGAGAAGGUACUGCAACAGUCCAAGCAUGACAGAAUGGAAGUGGCAGGACUGGGUGGAUUCAGCAGACUUCGGAGGGAGAGCCUCAGCGGUUGAUGAUGGAUGUAGGAGAGAAGGAACCAGUAGCUGUUUAAAGUCGAUGACCAGGUUCCCAGCUUGGCAAUCGGAGGCAGGAUUAAGUACAACGCUAGGGAUCAAGCUAGAGAAGAGAGGGGAGAACACAAGCAUCUAGAGGAGGGAGUGCUGCGGUCCACUGGGGCACAUGACACACUCGUGGUCCCUCAAAACAUCGGAGUUCUGCAGUAAACUCUGGUUGGAAAGUGAUUUGUGAGUUCAACACCAGAAUAGAUCCGUGGCUAACAUUUUGAAAGGAAAGGUGGUAGGUACUUCAGUAUCCUGAUCUGGCCACUUUCAAGGAUGGGGCUACUUAGUUAUUGCAAAAUACUAAGAAUGCCCUCAUAAUCCAAGAAGGGAUACCGCCUGCUUCAGGGGUUCUGGGAUGAUGAGAGGUUGCUCUUACCAACUUGGCACACUCUCUGGGCUGGGAGCGGUCAGGCCUGGCCCCCGUGGGCGUGACCUGCAGCCUGGAGGCCCAGUUCUUUCUAAGCUAACAGGAAAAAGACACAAUCGCCAAGUCCAGGAGGGAAGCAGGCUGGCUGGUGAGCAAGUAAGCUUGGUGAAGGGGCAGGACCUUUCUGAGGUCCCCCAGAGGCAGGAUCUAAAGGCAGGGCCAUAGCGGUGACCAGGCUUGCGAGGACAGAUGCCACAGUCAGUCACAGCGCUUGGGCCCACAGGUGCGUGUGUGAGGAUGGUACUGUGUGACUUUCCAGUUAGACGCACACAUUGCCAGGGUCACAGAAAUGAUGUCAGAAAUGGGAAGGACUCUGGUGACACGGACCCAGGGAGGUGUGACUAUUACUGGGUGAAGAUGGCUGGUGUGAAGACCUCAGGCUUUGCCAGUGUAAUGAAUGAGGAGGUUUCUCGCACCUUCCAGAGGCAGUGAUCUGUUUGACUCUAGAAUAAAAUGCAGAAGAGCCAGAAAGCUUGGCCGCAGCCCACCCCCCCCCCCGGGUGCACCCAGUCUCUUUCCCCAGAGGCUGGCGUUGUGGACAGUGGCACAGGCUUCUGGUCACGAGGGGCUCUGGGGUCCCAUCAGGGCCUUGCAUGGACGUGAGGGUGGGGCACACUUGGGGGGAUGAACCAGCAGGCCCUGCCACCUGGGCCCAAAGAUCCGGUUAGGAAAGUUCCAGAUCCCAGCCAAGGUCUCGGGCUUUCAUGAUGACGGAGGGACCCAGAAAACACCAGACAAUAGGAGAAUCCUUCUGAAACCUUCCUCUCAGGGAGAGCCGGCUCUCUCGGUGUAAUGGGGGCCUUAGUCAGCGACGCUGUGCUUUUCCUCGGCCCUCGCAGGGAGGUUCGGAAAUGUCAGGAUGGUCACAUUUCGCUCUGUGGCGUGAGGGGACCCCGCACCCAGCAGAAAGGGCCAGCGGGAGGACUGAACACAUGCGGAGCUGCCCAGGCCGGAGCCCGCACUCCAGGCUGCAUGGUGCUGGCGAGAAGGAGCCACCUGGCCCCAUUUCCUCUUCUCAGACACCUCGGGUGGGGUUCUGUUCUCUCAGGGAAGCCCUGGGAUGGCCCUGGGUCAAGCGUGGCAUCCACCCCGGCCAGGGGAAGACCGAUCUGGGGUGUGGAGACAUCUCCAGAGUGAUGGACCCCUUGCAGAGCAAACACAGCCCCUCACCCCCGGCACUAAUCCUUCCUGUUAAAAUUAUUAUCAUUGUUAUUAUUACAUUAUAUACAUUCUAAUAAUUCUAAAUAUUAAUCUGUCCAGGGAUACCCAGGCUGACGAAGGCCCCGUAAGACCCUCCGUGGGAGGGCUGAGGGACAAGGGCUCUCAAGAAACAAACUAUGUGGAAAAGGGCCGGGUACCGGCUCUGCACGUCAGGCUAAAUGACCUCGCUGUCCGGGGGUGGCAGGGAGUCCUGGGGCCUCAGGGGACCAUCUUCUGUGUCUCAGGGUGCAGUAGGGGAGCCCUGACACCACCUCCUGGGACCCAGGGCCACAGCGUUAAGGGCUGUGACAUUCACCGGGAGUGACGGGGGUGCUUGGGUCCACGCCAAGGCAGCAAGAGGCCCUCGCCGACUCGCACACUCACACACGCAGUACCAGUGGCGCGGGCUCGGACGCCUAAGCCUGCUGACCAGUGAGAGCCUGGCAGAGUAAAGAGGUGGGGUCCCCGGAAGUAGAGACCCUUUCGCCCUUGAAUUCAUCUCCUGGAGGAAGGGUCCCCUUGUCCCACGCCGCCCUCACCCUGAGCCAAGCAGGGUGGGUCCUGGGAGAGAAGCGGCCUGCUGGGUGGGGAGAGGCUUUCUCUGGACAUUGUUGGGACUUUGGGGAGGUGGGCGGAGAAGCAAACAGCCCCUCAGAAAUGCUGAGUCUGUUUCAGGGGGGACAGAGGCCAUGGGAAGGGCCGAGGACUGACGGGGCCCCUCCAGGUGCCCGGGAGGUGGUGAGGGAGGCUGGGAGGCAGACGUGGUGGGUGUUUGUGAGGAGAGGUCUCCAGCAGAAAGGAGUGGGUUGUCAUGUCUGCCUGAGGUCCGAUGUCACCUCGGUUUCUCCCUCUGGAGAAUGGAGAGUUGUGGGACCUCGUUGGAGACUCAUGCCGUCCACCUGCUCUGGGCUCCGGGGAAGAAGCUGGAGGAGGAGGGGAGGGAAGAAGCCGGUGGGGAAGAUCAGUGCCUGCCCCCCCACCCCCCUACAC